AUGGCUCAGAAGUACAGUUGUGCCAGUUUUACCAUGAUCCGAAAAUCAUCAAACCAGUGCGAUGUCUGGCUCUACUCCUCGAUGAGCGUGUCAUUCUGUCGUGGCGCUAUCGUCGCCGAUUUGUCGCUUAAGACACAUCGCGCAAGCGUUGGCAGCUUACAUCUCAGCUCCUCUGCACAACAAACCUUGCCGGAUCGCAAGGGUCAGAAGGCAACAAGCAAGAUAUUGAAUACAUGUGUCAAAGCAGGCGCUCGACUUGGUUCGUCAGGGCAAGCGAAGCAGUCACAGGCAUUGGACAAUCAGUUCCAGAUACUGACAAGCCACAACCUCUGUGCACACUCGCCUUCUGCCACGCUGUUCGUUUCGCAGCCUGGGAUAACGCUGGCUUGUGACUCGCUGCAUCAGGAGUACAUCAUUACCAUCAAGCCAAGCUCUUUGGUAGAGCAAGCGUCUGGGCGGAACUAUUCCUUCGGAAAAGAUCUAGCAACCAAGUUACACAUCUGUGCAAUGCUUUGCACCUUACAGGAUGACACAGGCACUCUCUUGCUGAAGCAGAUGGACAAAGAACUGCAAGACGCCCCUUUGAUGGCUAUUGUGAACAACCAAGCCCCAUUUGCAACAGCAUUGGACAUGGCAGUGGCACUCGCUUUCCAUUUGGCUCAACUGACUACGACCGAGUCACAACUCGUGGCUGUGAGGCUGCUGCGUCUGUUUCAAAGAAGGUUCAGCCAAGCUUUCACCAUUGCUUUGUGCCGGACUCAUCCGACAGUCUUGCAGCGGAUGGCGACUCGCGACUGGAACAGUGAACGCGAAAGGAAGCUUCACACCCAGCGGCUAACUCUCUUCCUUCACAUGGCACAAAGUCUGGCUCAUGAGUCGUCUUGUGAAGCACUGUGGCUGCUGCUUGGGUCGGAAUUUUUCAAGUAUGCCCUCGCAUCCGAUCGGGACCCAGAAGAUUUCAAGCUGGCUGUGCGGCUCCUCGCAGCACUGGCACAUGCAGAUGUCAGUGAUGUGUCUCCGCGCGGAAUCCUUCCAGGGCGCUGA
Molecule: messenger RNA, 1044 nt
Organism: Protomyces lactucae-debilis
Lineage: Eukaryota; Fungi; Ascomycota; Taphrinomycetes; Taphrinales; Protomycetaceae
Exons: 3
Coding region: 1-1044 (347 amino acids)
Source: RefSeq, a predicted model, not a curated record